AUGGAUAGGGAGCAAAGUGUAGACAGGGCAAUGAGCGAGUUGUUCAAGAUUAACAAGAUCGACAUCUUGAACAACCCUGUCAAGUACGAAUCACCAAUGAUGGACUCAACUGGCUCACCAAUGAACAGCACCUUUAUUGCAUUGUCCACCAGCAGUAUCAAUAGCAGUAGUAGUGGUGCUGGAGCCAAUAAGAUAUCACCUUCUUCGUCUGCAGAGUGGUCCAUCGACUCGGACAAGGACAAGAAGACGAGACGAUUCUCAUUAUACGUCUAUCAGAAGCCAACGGAUGAACAGAGAAAGCAGAUAUCAGAGCUCUACGGUUACAUGUCACAGAGUGACGGUCAGAGCUAUACAUACUCACAUGACUCGAGCCAUGGCAUUCUCGGUGAGGAUGUGCCAAGUACAUUAUCAAGGACUACAUCUUUGAGCAUAAAUGAUAUCAAUCUCAACAGCAGUAACAGUAACAACAACAACAACAACAAUAACAGCCAUAACAAUUACAACAACGUUAACAAUAAGACAAAUGAUAUCAACCAAUCCACACCAAUAUCCAAAACAACUACCAUCAACAAUACCUCAUUACCUCAACAACAACAACAACAACAGGCACAAGCACAACAACAGAUACUUGCCUAUCCACAUACAGUUGUUCCAUACAACCUGCCACCAGCUAUUGACUCGAUGAUACCCGAGCCAAAGACCUUAAAACCACCCGACCCCAGUCAACUUCCACACUCAUAUCUCUCGACAGUGGCCAAGUACCCUAACUCUUACAGCGAGGCCAUUCGCGCCAGUGGAGCGUAUAAGCCCUCCUAUGUACCACCCGGCUACAUUGCACAGCCUGGGGGAGGGUACGCCGCCGAUGAAUACAACGAAAAGGAGUCGAUCCUCAAGCCAAUAUUGCAUCCGCCACUCUCCAGCGCCAAGGACUGGAAUGCAGAGUACCAGACAUUGGUCAACAACAACAAGAUGGAGGGCUAUCGUGAUCUGUCAAAGUUGGCACACGACUUUGUCUACACUGCAAAGAUAUAUGGCAAGGUUAUCAUUUCGGAGCUUACCCUGCCGCUACACCUAAAGACCAUCAAACCCAUCAACAUUGGUGGCGUUGCUGGUGGCCACAAGUACAUUGCAUUGGGCAUAUUGUUCAAGCUUGCACUUGAUUCACAAGGUCUCUAUGUUGGAGACCAAAACGCAAUGAAAGCAGCUGGUCAUGAGUUGAAGGGUCUUAUGAGCUACUACAAUGCGCGCGUCGAUGGUCUUCAUCACCCUUUGAUGGCAUUGAUCGACUACCGAGGCUACAGACUGGUGGCCAUGUCAUUGUUGCCCAUCAAUGGCGAGACCAUCGUUUAUGGCAGCAGUGAUGGUGGAAUCACUGUGCACAAUCAGAACGAACUGUUCAAUGAGAAGAUGAAGAAAUCGGCAUCGAUCCUCAACAUCAAGGAACACAUGGUUGGACGAGACAAUCCAAAGCUCCUACAUUGUUGUGGCGAUAUCGAAGGACACAUUGGCUCCGAUGGUCACUUCUACCUGUUGGACUUUGCAAGAGUUUUCCCACCCAUUCUCAAACUCAAUGAUCACAGUCCACCAAGUCAUCUAUAUGAACUCAUUAGGCCUGAGUUGGUCAAAUCAAACACCAAGCCCUUGUCGUCUGAUGCUUUCACUGGUUGGGGAAAAUUCGACCCAAACACUCAUGAACACAAUUAUGAGGUCAAGGAGGCAUCAUAUCGAUUGUUCCUACAGGUUAUACCAAAGUUUGCCAGCUUCUUGCAAUCACUGGAGAUAACAGAUAUGAAUGAGUUGCAUCUCACACAGGAGCUUCAUCGUGUGGGCAUCAACUGCAGAUACAUGGGACUGGUUCGACGAUUGGUCCGAUGUCAGUCACUUCGUAGGAUGAUGCUGGGUGAGAUCUUGGCACGAACCAUGAAGUGUGAGAUCAUGGCACUAUUCAGAGGCAAGAUGAAGACAGCGGACACACCCUCUGAAGAACCAUUCAAGGACGUCGUAGUCACAUAUUUGAAUAGGAUAUUCAAAUACGAACACUCAUCCAAGGGAAAGCAAUGGCCUGCAUCCUUAAGAACAUCCAUAUCAAAGAAGUUCUGGGGAACUUUCCAAAUCAUGCCAAAGGAUAGAGAGAGCAUUUCAUUCGAAUCUAUCCUCAACAAGAGAUUUGAUGAGGACAAGCUACAACGCCACAUUAGAUCCAGUGAGCUACUAGAGGAGGAUAUGCUCAUAGAUGAUGUGGACAUACAGGUGGUGAUGAAGCGAUUCAAUCAGCUGACUGGAGUGGGUCUGACAAAGCGAGCCAUGAAGGAGAUCCUCAAGCAGGACCGAAUUCGAUUGGUGCCAUCAGACGUCAAGAGAAUGAAGGCAAAGGUGAAGACACAUCAUCUUGUUGAGUUUGCCGAAGGAAUGGUACUCUGGGACGAGGCCAAGAAGGAGAAGAACAGAGAGAAGCUAUGUGGACGACAACCAACACCAGAGUCUGAGAACAGUGAUAGAAUAGCCGAGCGUUUGUUGACAUUGGCCGACGACCACUUCAGAAGUGCCCUGGCACUCUCUCCGCACAGUGGUGAGGUUAGUGCCAACUGGGCAUUGAUGCUCGUGGAGUGCGCCAGGAUCACCCGAAUGAACAACCCCAAAGAGGCAGACAUCCACUACAGCGCAGCAGAGGAAAAGCUCAGAACGAGUGUAUGCGACGGUGGCAAACCAAAGAUCACGCUUGACAAUGUUCUGUUGGAGUAUGCCGAGUUCCUUUGCAUUUGGGGCACACAUCACCACCUAGAGCUCGAUAUGAACGAGGCCAAUGGACUGCGAAGCAAGGUCUUCAAUCGUGCCGGUCGCAAGAUAAUGGAGGCCAUUCAAAUCAAUCCAUCAAAGUUCACUCUGGUCAUGCAAAAGGCCAAUCACUUGGAGAAGAGCUUCCACGAGUCUGAGAGCUUCAAGGAAGCGGCAGCAUACUAUGCCGGCUGUGCCGCCAUCAUGAAUUGUUUGAUACUGUGCUUUGAGAAGUUGCCCGCCUCACAUCAUCGUGAGAUUGCUGAUGCGAUCACACAGAACCUAUCGCCAAUUCAAUUGAUCAUGAAGGAGAAGGAGGCAUCCGAGUCCCCCGAUCUGGUUCAUCGUUCCAUCGAUGACACAUUCAGCUACACGAGCACUGUGUCCUGUCGUAAGGACGAGAACGAGAUCAAGAAGCUGUUGGAGAUCGAUCCAUUCGCAAUCAUUCGCAUUGAGAUGGGUUACUCCUACAUUCGCUACGGAUACCUGUCACAUGUCUAUGGAAUCAUGUGCUCCAAGCGCAACCACACCAAGAUGGCCAGUAUCAAGCUUCUGAAAAAGUCUGGCUCCUUGUUCCAGAAGGGCAUCGACAUGGACCCCUACAACAGAGACAUUCUGGUGGACCACAUCAAGCGAUUCACGUCAUCCAGCCAGUUUGUAGAGUUCUAUCAAACGGCCAUUGGUUGCCCCUCUAUCUUGGACUUUGUCGAGGACCGUCUCUUGAGAAUCGCUCAUAUGUCUCUCAAGGACUGCUCGCAUCUUCCCAUCGAGUUCAUUGAGGGAAUAAUCGAGUAUUCACCCAAGGUGAAGAUGCUUGUUCUGGACGGAUGCACUCAGAUCACAGACUCCACAAUUGAGUUGAUUGUCAAGAAACUACCAUAUCUUGAGUCGCUCAGCCUCACCAACUGUACAAAAGUCACCACAAUCAUAUCACCCGCUGUCCGCAAGCAGUACUCUGCCACUGCCUCCUCAUCAGACAAGCCAUUCCCUCAUUCGCCAGUGUCACUGGCACAUCACCAUCACUUUAGUAGUCAGGGCAAUCUCGCAGAUGCCUCGGAACGCGACAAAAAACAAACACGAUUCACUGGCGGUCAUCAUAUUGUUGGCGCAUCAAUCAACAUACUGGCAGCAUCUGCACUGGUCACACCACAUCAGUCUCAGCUAACGACACAACCCACGCCGCCUGCCAAGCCACUCUCCUUCCUUCAUACACUCAACCUCAACAAAUGUAAAUCAAUCACGGACGAGAAGUUGAUUGCCCUUGCCAAUCUGCAACUACCACUGGUCAACAUCUAUCUAAAGAAAUGCAACAUUGGCGAUCAGUCCAUCAUCCAGUUGUCCCAAAAUUGUCCCAAGCUAGCGAUCAUUAAGUUGAGCGGAUGCAAGAACAUUGGAGAUGCCUCAGUCUACUCGAUUGCCGUGUGCUGUCUAGGUCUGAGAGAGCUCAGUCUGAACGGUUGCCCGUUGGUCACAUCAAACUCUGUCGACAAGCUCAUUCGCACCCUUCACGACAUUCGUCUGAUAUCACUGUCCAACACACCAAUCGCUGCCAGUGACAACACACUUAGGCUCAUUGGCAAGUACUGUAAAGACAUUCAAUACGUCAGUCUGGCACACAACAACAUCAUCACAGAGACUGGAGUGUAUAGCCUCGUGAGACACAACAGCACGAUCCAAGAGCUCAAUAUCUCACAUUGUCCAAACAUCUCUGAUCAUGGUAUCACUCACAUUGCCCUCAACUGCAACAGACUGCGCAAGCUCAAGAUGGUUGGUUUGAACAACGUCACCACACUCAAGGCAAUUGGAAACAACUGCUCCGAGUUGGUCGAGUUGGACAUAUCAGAGUGUCACAAGAUCUCCUCGGACCUUGGCUACAUCACCAAGGGAUGUCCAAAGCUCACCAACUUUAGAUUGAGACGAUGCUAUGGAAUGCAGGAUCUGUCACUGCUGUCGGCAGAUGGAGAGAUGCACUCGAUGAACAAACUCACUGUUCUGGACUGGAGCUAUGGAAACAUCGAGUUCCAAACAAUCCAUUCGAUCACUCACUCUUGCAAGUCACUGACCUCGCUCAACAUCUCUUUCUGCAAGAGUCUGACCGAUACAUCUUUGGAGCGCAUUGCAUCGGACCUGACCAAUCUCAAGAAGCUAAAGAUAGACUCUAUCAUCAAUAUCACCGACGAUGGCAUCAAAGCAUUGUCAGAGGUACAGCCCUAUCCAAAGAUACAGGUGUUUUCAUUGGUUGGAUGUCGCAAGAUCAGCGAUAUUGCCGCGCAAUAUAUUCUGGAGCUUCAAGAUCUCAAGAAGCUCUCUCUUGGUGGCAGCUUGAUAACUACGGCUGGUGCUCAAAGAAUCGCCUCAGAGUCCUUUGAGCUGGUCAAGAUGAACAUUCGCAACUGUCUCAAUAUCAAUCCAGCAGCCAUCAGGGAGAAGCAUCCUCAUAUCAUUGUGCAGUCCACUCAGAAAGAGACUGCCUACUUCUCCGAGUAA
Molecule: messenger RNA, 5262 nt
Organism: Acytostelium subglobosum LB1
Lineage: Eukaryota; Evosea; Eumycetozoa; Acytosteliales; Acytosteliaceae
Exons: 5
Coding region: 1-5262 (1753 amino acids)
Biological process (GO): intracellular distribution of mitochondria
Cellular component (GO): cytoplasm
Molecular function (GO): protein binding; mRNA binding
Source: RefSeq, a predicted model, not a curated record